AUGCCAGAGGAACCCAGUAAAGACCCCAUGACAGUGCCAGCAACCCCAGAAAGAGCUGUCAUGGAGAAGGCCAACAUCAAUGACCACACUCCGACUGUGACUAUAGUAGCUAUCCCUUUGGUCACUGAAAUCCAACUGAAUGCGGCCACAGGUGGUGCAGAACUCUCCUGCUAUCGUUGCACAGUGCCGUUUGGCGUGGUCAUUCUCAUUGCCGGUAUCGUGGUCACUUCUGUGGCCUACAGCUUCAACUCACAUGGGUCCACCAUCUCCUACUUUGGGCUGGUGCUACUAUCUGUUGGACUGGUGCUAUUGGCGCUAAGUGCGGUAUGCUGGAAGAUGAGACUUGAGAGAAAGAAGGAGAGGCGGAGGGAAAGCCAAACUGCACUGGUUGCAAACCAGAGGAGCAUCUUUGCAUGA
This is a messenger RNA of Oncorhynchus nerka (sockeye salmon), 417 nucleotides long. It is a transcript of the gene tmem100a, whose product is annotated as transmembrane protein 100a. The coding region runs from base 1 to 417 and encodes 138 amino acids. The record is from RefSeq and is a predicted model, not a curated record. NCBI's taxonomy places the organism in Eukaryota, Metazoa, Chordata, Actinopteri, Salmoniformes, Salmonidae. Gene Ontology annotation, biological process: cellular response to BMP stimulus. Gene Ontology annotation, cellular component: plasma membrane. The transcript has a single exon.